This is a messenger RNA of Boeremia exigua, 1755 nucleotides long. Its product is annotated as major facilitator superfamily domain-containing protein. Gene Ontology annotation, cellular component: membrane. Lineage: Eukaryota; Fungi; Ascomycota; Dothideomycetes; Pleosporales; Didymellaceae. The coding region runs from base 220 to 1701 and encodes 493 amino acids. Gene Ontology annotation, biological process: transmembrane transport. The transcript has 3 exons. Gene Ontology annotation, molecular function: transmembrane transporter activity. The record is from RefSeq and is a predicted model, not a curated record.
GUGGCAAGAUACUGAGAAGACGUGACCAUGACGGCUGCUACAAUCGGUUCCAAGAUGCGCCUCUGAAGAGAAUCUCCUACUGUACCGCCUACAAUAUUUUCUUCGUGCGACUUUACACAAUUCCUUAUCAAUCCUGGGCCACGCGACCCCACUAAAACUCUUACGUGACGCGACUCACCUGUCAACCAAACUCAUCGUUCUCGACAAAUUUCUGCAGCCAUGAGCGACAUCGAGAAGCGGUACGAUGGCACGGGUCCCCAGCCAAACUCGGUCAACAGUGACGAUCUCGAUAUGCAGCUGGGAGAAAGCGACCCGGUGUACGAGGCGAAACUCGUCCGAAAACUCGACUGCUACAUCAUCCCGGUAGUGAUGCUGCUGUACCUGCUCAGCUUUCUUGACAGGGUGAACAUUGGUAACGCACGACUUUAUGGACUCGAGGAGGAUCUGGGAAUGGACUCGACGCAGUUCCAGACCGCUGUCUCAAUCCUCUUCGUCACCUACAUUCUCUCUGAGAUACCCAGUAACCUCGUGCUUAAGAAGAUUCGCCCGUCUCGUUGGAUCGCGUUUAUCACCGUCGCCUGGGGCAUUGUCGCGACCUUGACGGGUGUCGUGCAAAGUUACGGCGGCCUGCUUGCGUGCCGUCUCUUUCUCGGCGCCGUGGAGGGCGGCCUUUUCCCUGGUCUUGCUGUCUAUCUUACGUUCUUUUACACCAAGCGCGAAUUGGCCCUGCGCAUUGGGUAUCUGUUCGUUUCCGCCGCGCUGGCGGGUGCCUGUGGUGGUCUGUUGGCCUACGGAAUCGGCCACAUGGAUGGCGUCGCCGGGCAGCGUGGGUGGCGCUGGAUCAUGAUCAUUGAGGGAAUCCCUACCUUCGUCCUCGGUAUUGCAACGUGGUGGAUCCUGCCCGACGAGCCGGCCACAGCGUACUUCCUCACCGAGGACGAGAAGGCGUACGCGGUUGCGCGGCUCAAGCGCCAGACUGGGUACACGAAAAGUGCAGCUGAGUUCCACUGGGACGACGUCCGGAAGUGCUUCAAAGACUGGAAGGUGUGGCUGUUCUGUUUUGCUCAAUUCGGAUCCGACACCAUGCUCUACGGCUUCUCGACCUUCCUGCCCACCAUCAUCCGCGCCAUCAUGCCCAAGGCGUCGAGCGCAAUGGUCCAGGUCCUCACGAUCCCGUGCUACGCGCUGGGCGCCAUCACCUACCUGGUCGUUGCGUACUUCUCCGACAAGCAGCAGAAACGGGCGUUCUGGAGCAUCCUGAUGGGCGUUGUCAGCAUCGUCGGCUACGCCAUGCUGAUCAGCCCGAGCAGCUCCGGCACGCACUAUGCCGGCUGCUUCCUGGUCGCCAUGGGGCUGUACGUGUGCGUUGGCAUUCCGCUCGCCUGGCUCCCGACCAACCUCCCGCGCUAUGGCAAGCGCACGAGUUCGACGGGGCUGCAGCUUUCGAUCGGCAACUGCGCAGGCAUCAUGUCGUCGUUUUUGUAUCCAGCGAAGCAAGGUCCGCGCUUCAUCAAAGGUCACGCUGUUACCAUGGCCAUGGUUGCGUUCGCGCUUGCCUGCUAUGCGAUCUUGUGGGCAUACCUCGGUAUGCUGAACGCGCGACGUGAGAAGGGCGAGGAGGACUAUCUGAUGGAGGGCAAGAGCGAAGAGGAGAUUGCGGAGAUGGGUGAUGAGAGUCCUCGCUUCAGGUACACGACCUGAGUGUAACAGAUGGAAGCAUUUUUGGAGUUCAUUUACCAACAUUUAAUGCCUAUU